This is a messenger RNA of Colletotrichum navitas, 1658 nucleotides long. Its product is annotated as family 53 glycosyl hydrolase. The record is from RefSeq and is a predicted model, not a curated record. The coding region runs from base 231 to 1400 and encodes 389 amino acids. The transcript has 2 exons. Gene Ontology annotation, biological process: pectin catabolic process. Gene Ontology annotation, molecular function: glucosidase activity. Lineage: Eukaryota; Fungi; Ascomycota; Sordariomycetes; Glomerellales; Glomerellaceae.
UAUUCCGUCUAGCCGUCACGUUGGACCGAGAAGAAAGGCUAAAUAUUGCCAAGGGCAUAUGACAGCUAGUUCGCAUUUAUUCCAUCUUGGCUCGGCGGGCGGCCGAACUGAUGGCUCAGGUUUUGCUUGUUAGCCCGGCGACUCGGGAUUCGGUAUACAUAUAAGAGCAGUCUUGUCGAAAGCUUUGCAGACCAUCUUCUUUGCGGCAUCGGCAUUGGCAUCGCUUCAUCAUGAUCGCAAGGCGACUUGUUUCCCUGCUUAGCCUCAUGGCUCUGGCGGCGGCGGCCCCAGUCACGGAGAGCACCAUCUCUGGCCCCGGCGACGGAACGCCCUUCUUCUACAAGGGUCACGACCUGAGCUCCCUGAAGUUGCUCGAGGAUUCGCAGAACGUCUUCGUCGAUACGGCACGGGGCAACCAGGAGCGGCCUGCCGACGACAUCCUCGCUGACGGCGGCAUGAACGCCGUCCGCCUCCGCCUGUGGGUCGACCCGCCCGACGGCAUCUACGGCCUCAACUACACCAUCAGCCUCGCCAAACGGUUCCAGACCAAGGGUCAGCACAUCUUCCUCGACCUCCACUUCGCCGACAGCUGGGCGGACCCGCAGAAGCAGCCGGCGCCCUCUGCCUGGCCGACGGAGCUGGAGCCGCUAGCGGGCAAGCUGCGCGAGUACGUCCGCGAGACGCUCGUCGCGUUCAAGGACGCUGGCGUGACGCUGGAUAUUGUGUCGCUCGGCAAUGAGAUCCGCCACGGCAUGCUCUGGCCUCUGGGCCGCGUCUCAGUCGACGUGCAGCCGUGGCCAGCCACGGUGGCGAACUUCUCCAACCUCGCGACGCUGUACAAAGCGGCGCGGGCGGGUGUCUCUGACGCCACCUGCGCCGGCGUGCCCAAGCCCCAGGUUAUGCUCCACCUCGACAACGGUUGGAACCUGACGCUGCAGGAGAGGUGGUACGGCGCGCUCGUCGAGAACGGCGUGCCCCCGUCGGCGUGGGACAGCUUCGGGCUCAGCUUCUACCCGUUUUACGGCACCGAGGCGACGUUUGAGAACCUCCGUGCUGUCCUGCGCGCCAUGGCGGACAAGUACGGCAAGCCCAUGCAGGUCGUCGAAACGGACUACCCGGCCGUGUGCGACGGACGCUGGAAUCCGAUUCCCGAGUCGUCUGAGCCGGGCAUACCGUACAGCGUCGCGGGCCAGGUCGAGUGGAUGGCCCAGGUCCUCCGCAUCGUCAGGGAGGCCCCGAGGGGGCUGGGACGCGGGGUCUGGUACUGGGAGCCCGCGUGGCUCGAAAACACGUCGUUGGGCAGCGCCUGCAAUGACGCCAUCCUGUUCGAGGCGGAUUACAGCGGCUGGCCGAGGACGGUGGGGUACUCGCGCGAAUCUGUGAAUGUAUUCCUGGAUUAAGUACGUUGGUAGAUCCCUGAGGAACGUCCGAGAGGAACCAUGAAAGAGUGGUUGGAAAUAUAUAAAAUUGUCUUCCUCGCCGGAAGCGGUUGAAGCGACGUCACCCAAAUUAUACAUGAGCAGGGCCACGGUCUUUGAGAACCAUGAACAGCUUAUGAGGGUUGUUGACGAGAGAGGACACGACAACUUUGAAUUGGAUAGAAAAAAUCAACAGCAUAAUGGAAUUGAAGCCACCAAUCACGUCAUAUUCGCCUGUCA